CCCGUCUCGACACUUCGAUGAAGGCAGACGCCACCCCGUCCCCCCAGCUAGGAACAUGAAGGGCUUAUCGGGCGGUCGCUCCCAGCACCAGAUCCUCUCGCCCCACGGGCUAGACCAGUUCGACUACCCCCAAGACAUCCAUGGCAUGGGUCACCAUGGUGGCGCCUCCGACUCACGCCACACCUCCUACCUGCUCAGCCCCACUGAGAGCUGCCCCAUGGACUACCACCACCGCUACUCACCGCGCAGCUCCAUCCACUCAGACUGCAUGAUGAUGUCCCCCGUCAUGAUGGCGCCCUCGUCAGUCGGCGUUGGCCCCAUCGACCACGUUUCCAGCAGCACCUUCCCCAGAAUGCACUACAGCACCCAAUACUAUGACUCAGCCACGCGGGACGACUGCGCCGCCAUCACUGCCUCCGCCACCUCCCAUGCUGCUGCCACUGCCGCUUCCGUCUUGCAGUACCAAGGCAGCGGCAAGAGCAACCGCAUCCCGGCCAAUCUGCUGGACCAGUUUGAGAAGCAGCUGCCGCUGCAUCACGAUGGCUUCCACACGCUGCAGUACCAGAGGGCGUCAACCACCACCACCACGGAGCAGCGCAGCGAGAGCCCCGGACGCAUCCGCCACCUGGUCCACUCUGUCCAGAAGCUUUUCACAAAGUCCCAUUCCCUGGAGGGAUCGUCCAAGAUGAACGGCACCAAGGGUGAAGGAGGAGGAGGGGGACACCACGGCGGCUCCCAACACGGCCACCAUGGAGGCUCCCAACACGGCCACCAUGGAGGCUCCAAGCACGGCAGCAAGCGGAGCAAGAGCAAAGAGCGCAAGGCGCACCGCUCGGGGGGCGCGGGGGGCUUCUGGAGCUCUGACGACAACCUGGACAGCGACAGCACCUACCGCACGCCCAGCGUCAUGAGCCGUCACCACGGUGACUACGCCCAUGCCGCCCACUGCUACCCGGACUCCAUGCAUCACAGUCACUUUGGGGACAUGUCCCUCAAGACCUCGAAGAGCAACAACGACGUCAAGUGCUCGGCAUGCGAGAGCAUGGCCACGGCUCCGGAGGGGAAGUUUAUGAAGAGAAGUUCCUGGUCUACGCUGACUGUCAGCCAGGCCAAGGAAGCUUACAGGAAGUCCUCCCUCAACCUGGAGAAACCCAUGAUGCACACAGACCUCAAGCCCUCACCACGGGCCUGUCACUAUCUGCAGGUGCCUCAGGAUGAGUGGAGUGGAUACCCGGAGGACGGAGACAAGGACGAGGAGAUCCCAUGUCGGCGGAUGCGCAGCAGCAGCUACGUGAAAGCCAUGGGAGAGAUAGACAAUGACUCUGGUGGCGAAUCUGACGGCAGCCCCAAGUCCUCACCCCAGAAGGCCAUCCGACCCGACGCCCUCGUCCUCAAAUCAGUUAUGCAGAGGCCCCACAUAGACCCCCAAAGCCGGCUGAGGUGCGGGGCGGGACCCUGUAGCCGGCUGAGGUGCGGGGUGGGACCCUGUAGCCGGCUGAGGUGCGGGGAGGGACCCUGUAUCCGGCUGAGGUGCGGGGAGGGACCCUGUAUCCGGCUGAGGUGCGGGGAGAGACCCUGUAGCCGGCUGAGGUGCGGGAAGGGAACCUGUAGCCGGCUGAGAUGCGGGGAGAGACCCUGUAGCCAGCUGAGAUUCGGGGAGGUACCCUGCAGCUGGCUGAGCCAGAGCUACCACUUGCAAACCACCCGAGACAUGAUGCGGCCCCAUCCCAGUGUCACCCUGGACCCAGCCUUCAAUUACCCCCAACACCAUGUACCCCUGGGGCCUCAGUUCCGCUCCCGGAACCAGAGCUACAUGCGGGCGGUCAGCACCCUCAGUCAGGCCAGCUGCGUCAGCCAGGUGAGUGAGACUGAGGUCAAUGGCCAGUUUGAGUCAGUUUGCGAGUCCGUUUUUAGCGAAGUAGAAUCCCAGGCCAUGGAGGCUUUGGACCUGCCUGGCUCAUUCCGCACUCGAAGCCACAGUUACCUGCGUGCAAUUCAGGCUGGGUAUUCCCAAGACGACGACUGCUUGCCUUCAAUGACAUCCUCCACUGUCACGUCAACUCUCAGAUCCACAACAGGGAUCCAGUUUCGUCUCCCUUCUUCCUGCAGUGUGGACCGAGCCGAUCCACCUCCAGUGGUGACGCACAUGCCUAGCUAUAUGUCGAAGACUCCCCCGCCGGCACCACCUCGCUCCACCUCCAAGCCCCUCAUCUCGGUGACGGCCCAGAGCAGCACAGACUCCACUCAGGACGCCUACCACGAGGGGAGGGACCCGCGGGGGAGUGUACUGUGGGCGCCGGACUGUCUGGGCGGCUCGGGUCGAAACCUCUACAACUCCACCGACAGCCUGGACAGCGCCAAUGUGGUGACGCUGGCCAUGGAGACGGCAGGGAGCAAGCGGCACGCCUCCUCGGGUAGCCACAGCUCGGUGCAGACGUGUGACAAGGCGGUGUUGGUGUCCAAGGCUGAGGAAUACCUCAAAACGCCACGUUCCUCCAUAGGGAUACAGGUGGAGACGGCGACGGACUCGGAGUCGGAGGGUAAAGGUCUUCCUCAGUACCAUUCUGUUGGCACCCAGGUGGAGGAUAACAAACGGCAUGGCAGGUUCAAGCGCUCCAACAGUGUGACGACAGCCGUACAAGCUGACAUGGAACUAGAGGGCUUCCCCACCAUGGAGGACAAGGGACUGCAGUUUGGAGGGGGCUUAGGCUUCCGUGGGGGCCACUCAGAGCCCAGUACACCCACCCAGUACGGGGCCGUCCGCACUGUCCGCACCCAGGGUCUCUUCAGCUACCGGGAGGACUACCAGCGUUCCUCCAGCGGUCCUCCCAGUCCGCAGCCCGAGUCGUGGCUGACAGAGCCCUCUCUGGAGGGGGCUGAGACGGGCCGAGUGUCCCCCCUCCGCAGGGAUGGCAGCUGGUUCAUGCAGCUCCUCCAUAAUGAAACUAAGAGGAUGGAGGGAUGGUGUAAAGACAUGGAGAGAGAGGCGGAGGAGCAUGAUCUGUUGGAGGAGAUCCUAGGGAAAAUCCGGAGUGCGGUGGGCAGUGCACAACUCCUCAUGUCUCAAAAAUUCCAGCAGUUCUACUGGCUGUGUCAACAGAACCUGGACCCCAGCGCCAUGCCCCGCCCCACCUCUCAGGACCUGGCCGGAUUCUGGGACUUGCUGCAGCUCUCAAUUGACGACGUCACUGCCAAAUUUAAUGAACUGCAGCAGAUCAAGAGCAAUGAGUGGAGGCUCGUGGAGAGCCCAGAGAAGAAGACGCCAUUACAGGAGAGGAAGUGGCCUCCCCCGCUGCCAAAGAGACCUCCGAAGGGGCGUGGCGGCGUGGUGCGGGAGCGCUCUCUGGACCUGCAGGACCGCCAGCGGCAGGAGGCCCGGCGCCGUCUUCUGGCUGCCAAGCGGGCGGCUUCCUUCAGACAGAACUCAGCCACGGAGCGGGCGGACAGCAUCGAGAUCUACAUCCCCGAGGCCCAGACACGUCUUUGA
Oncorhynchus gorbuscha (pink salmon) is the source of this 3487-nucleotide messenger RNA. RefSeq names its product disks large-associated protein 2-like. The record is from RefSeq and is a predicted model, not a curated record. Gene Ontology annotation, biological process: signaling. Gene Ontology annotation, cellular component: glutamatergic synapse; postsynaptic specialization. NCBI's taxonomy places the organism in Eukaryota, Metazoa, Chordata, Actinopteri, Salmoniformes, Salmonidae. Gene Ontology annotation, molecular function: molecular adaptor activity. The coding region runs from base 56 to 3487 and encodes 1143 amino acids. The transcript has 12 exons.